Molecule: messenger RNA, 3423 nt
Organism: Salvia hispanica
Lineage: Eukaryota; Viridiplantae; Streptophyta; Magnoliopsida; Lamiales; Lamiaceae
Product: GNAT acetyltransferase (DUF699)
Biological process (GO): rRNA acetylation involved in maturation of SSU-rRNA
Cellular component (GO): nucleolus; 90S preribosome
Molecular function (GO): 18S rRNA cytidine N-acetyltransferase activity; ATP binding; tRNA binding
Source: RefSeq, a predicted model, not a curated record
UAAAGUUUAAAUUAUUCACUCAAACCCUCGCGCCUCCAUCUCUUGACCACAGCUCUACCACUCUGCCUCGCCGGCUAUCCACCGCCCAGCAACGCCAGUUUCCUCGCCGCCUGCCUACUUCACCUGCCUCGCCGCCCUCGCUGGGUUGUUCUCCAGCAGAUACAUUCACAAUGAAAAAGAAGGUCGACGAACGAAUUAGGACCCUAAUUGAAAAUGGCGUCAAAGCUCGUCAUCGCUCCAUGUUCGUUAUUAUUGGUGAUAAGUCACAAGACCAGAUUGUGAAUUUGCAUGCCAUAUUGAGACACUCAUUGAAGAAGUCAAACCCGAAUGUGUUAUGGUGCUACAAGGAAAAACUCGAUCUCAGCAGUCACAAAAAGAAGCGGGCGAAGCAAGUAAAGAAGCUAAUGCAGAGGGGCUUGUUGGAUCAAGAGAAGGCUGAUCCUUUCUCACUUUUUCUUGAAACUACUGACAUAACAUAUUGCCUAUACAGAGAUUCUGAAAGAAUUCUUGGUAACACUUUUGGCAUGUGUAUAUUACAGGAUUUUGAAGCUUUGACGCCAAAUCUUCUAGCAAGAACUAUUGAAACUGUUGAAGGUGGUGGAUUGAUAUUAUUGCUGCUCCGCUCUCUUUCCUCACUCACUAGCCUCUACACUAUGGUUAUGGAUGUUCAUGAGAGAUUCCGUACAGAAUCUCAUUCUCACGCAACUGGGCGCUUCAAUGAGCGCUUCUUACUUUCACUUGCUUCCUGCAAAUCUUGCAUUGUCAUGGAUGAUGAACUAAACAUAUUGCCGAUUUCUUCCCAUAUGAAAUCAAUCACACAGUUGCCGGUUCAAGAGGAUUCUGAAGGACUUUCAGAAGCAGAGAGAGAACUUAAGAGUUUGAAGGAACAACUGAAUGGUGAAACUCCUGUUGGUCCUCUUAUUAGAAAAUGUUGCACAAUGGACCAGGGUAAAGCAGUUGUUGCAUUCCUUGAUGCAAUUCUGGACAAGAACCUCCGUAGGACAGUAGCCUUGCUUGCUGGACGUGGUCGUGGGAAAUCAGCUGCUCUUGGUCUGGCAAUUGCUGGAGCUGUUGCAGCAGGAUAUUCCAAUAUUUUUGUUACUGCACCAAGCCCAGAGAAUCUGAAGACCCUGUUUGAAUUUGUAUGCAAAGGAUUUAAUAUGCUCGAGUACAUGGAGCACCUGGAUUAUGAUGUGGUGAAAAGUACAAACUCUGAAUUUAAGAAGGCAACUGUGCGAAUCAAUAUUUACAAACAACACAGACAGACUAUUCAGUAUAUUCAGCCACAUGAACACGAAAAGCUCUCACAAGUGGAAUUGCUGGUUAUUGAUGAAGCGGCGGCUAUACCUUUGCCAAUUGUGAAGUCCCUGCUUGGUCCUUAUCUUGUAUUCCUCUCAUCAACUGUGAAUGGGUAUGAAGGCACUGGGAGGUCAUUAUCUUUAAAACUGCUACAGCAACUCGAGGAACAAGAUCGGGUUUCAAGCAAACGUGUGGAUACUACUGUAUCAGGCCGAUUCAAAAAGAUUGAAUUGAGUGAAGCAAUCAGAUAUGCAUCUGGCGAUCCAAUUGAAAGCUGGCUUCAUACUUUGCUGUGUCUGGAUGUAACACAUUCCGUUCCUAGUAUAAGCAGGCUACCUCCACCUAGUGAAUGUGAUCUAUAUUAUGUCAAUCGAGAUACACUAUUCUCCUAUCACAGGGACAGUGAAAUAUUCUUGCAGAGGAUGAUGGCUCUAUAUGUUGCUUCUCACUACAAGAAUUCUCCAAAUGACUUGCAAUUGAUAGCUGAUGCCCCAGCUCACCACUUAUUUGUGCUACUUGGUCCCGUUGAUGAGUCCAAAAACAAUCUUCCUGACAUUCUGUGUGUAAUUCAGAUUUGCUUUGAGGGACAAAUUUCUCGAAAAUCUGCCCUUAAAAGCUUGAGUGAUGGCCACCAGCCAUCUGGAGAUCAGAUACCCUGGAAAUUUUGUGAGCAGUUCCGUGAGACAGUUUUCCCAAGUCUUUCAGGUGCUCGAAUUGUACGGAUUGCCACACAUCCUAGUGCAAUGAGGCUUGGCUAUGGUUCAGCCGCCGUUGAACUUUUAACAAGGUAUUUUGAGGGCCAACUGACCGCAAUCUCAGAAAUAGAAGCAGAAGAACUUUUAGAUGAUUCUCCAGUCAGAGUUGUUGAGGCUGCAGAGAAGGCAUCUCUGCUGGAAGAAAAUGUGAAGCCUAAAACUGAUCUACCCCCAUUGCUCGUACCUCUCCGUGAGCGUAGACCGGAAAAGCUCCACUACCUAGGGGUCUCUUUUGGGCUCACUCAAGAUCUUUUCCGCUUUUGGAGGAAACAUGAUUUUGCUCCAUUCUACAUUAGCCAAGUUGCGAACGCUGUUACCGGUGAGUAUACAUGCAUGAUUCUGAAGCCAUUGCAAUGUGAUGACAUCGAAUCUAAUAAAUCAGAUCCUUUGGGCUUCUUCAGCCCCUUUUAUCAAGUGUUCAGGAAGAAAUUUACCAAGUUUCUAGGACGUUCAUUUCGUGAAAUGGAGUACAAGCUUGCUAUGAGCAUCUUGGAUCCAAAAAUCAACUUCUCAGAUGUGGAAACUACACCCUCUUCCAGUGGAAAUUUGAAUUCAAUUAGUGAAACACUAUCAUCCUAUGCUAUGAUGCAACUAGAAGCAUAUACAAAUAACCUUGUUGAUUACCGCAUGACCGAGGAUUUUGUGGAUGAUCUUGCCCGUGCAUAUAUGAUGGAGAAGAUUCCGGUUUCCUUAUCUUAUGCUCAAGCUUCUGUUUUACUCAGCAUGGGUCUGCAGGGAAAAGAUAUCUCUCGUAUCGAGACGGAGAUGAAUUUGGAAAGGCAGCAAAUAUUGUCGUUAUAUAUGAAAGUCAUGAAGAAGUUCUACAAAUAUUUGAGGAGUAUUGAACUGAAAGACACUCUUCCAACCGUGUCCCGCCUAAACGACAUUACGAUGGAGCCACUCCCCGUAUCUCUAGACGAUGAUCUUAACGAUGCAGCAAAGCAAGUUGAGGAGGAGAUGAAAUCCAAGGGUGAAGGAGGGCUCAACCCCGAGUUUCUUCAACAGUAUGCCAUUGUUGAUAAAGAGGCGGAUUUUGAGAAAGCUUUGCAAAAGGGGUCUGGGAAACUCUCCGCCGGUGCUCUCGUUAGCAUAAAAUCUGAGAGGAAAAAGAUCGACAAGCAAAUCGAUAGCGAAAAGAAGAGAAAUAAACAUGAUCGAAGCAGCUCCAAAUCAAACAAGAAGAGGAAAACCUAACUAUAUAUUUAUGUCCUUUUAUUUUUCAAGCCUUUAACUGCAACGAGUGUAGUUUUGUAUUGUUAGUAGUACAAUUUUUUAGUGACACCAUCUUUAAUUUAAAUAUGUUGAAAUUUUGAAUGAUUGUGGAGAAAUUCAAUUUUGUCUAUUUCAAUAUAUGCAGUAUUCUAAAUUU